Schizosaccharomyces cryophilus OY26 is the source of this 5176-nucleotide messenger RNA. Its product is annotated as SUR7 family protein. Lineage: Eukaryota; Fungi; Ascomycota; Schizosaccharomycetes; Schizosaccharomycetales; Schizosaccharomycetaceae. The coding region runs from base 4118 to 4975 and encodes 285 amino acids. The transcript has a single exon. The record is from RefSeq and is a predicted model, not a curated record. Gene Ontology annotation, cellular component: plasma membrane; cell cortex of cell tip. Gene Ontology annotation, biological process: fungal-type cell wall organization.
UGUUCUUCUACAGCGUCAAUUGCCCUUAUGAGAUCUGCAUUAUUUUACUUUUAGGAUGCUUCGUUUUCUAAUUUCGAUCAAAAGGAAAGAAGCAGUAGAUCAUUAAAAAGCGAACAUCUAGCGUAAAUACUUUGUUUGCAAACGACUACGGUACAUCCCUGGUUACUAUAGAAUAUACGUCUUGUGAAAGAAUCAUUGCCUUUUUCAACUAACCAAUUUCGUAAACAGUUCAUAUGCUAAUGAUAUCAAUUGCAAUUCAUUCCAGCCCGCCUCCUAAUUUAUACUAAUCUGAUUAUUCGGGCAUUUCUAAACAAUAUUGGUUGUUACAACAAAAUUUGAAGAACCACCAAUUCAUGAGUUUCAAAGUUGACCUCCGAGUGAUAUGUCUUUUGAAGCUAAAUUAGGUUUAAAAAAGCUCAACCAUAUUCAAUAAGGUGUCGCUUGGUAUUAUUUCAUCUUCACAAUGGGGAAGAAGAUCGCAAAUCUUUUCAAAGGUUUCAAUCCGAAGUCUCCUUAAAUCUUCGAAUCCCAAUUUCUCUUUGAAAAUACCUGUAAUCAUUUGAACCCAAAACGUUUGAUGUUUUUUAAACUUUGGCUGUAAUUCAGUUUGUAAGUAAUAAAUGGCCUUAACCGGAUCCUUAAAUUUUAGCUCAUAGAACCUGAGAAAAGUUAGCUUUGGUUCUACAAUCCUCAUACCUUUGGAUAUGCAAUUCUAAAAGAACUUGUUCAUAUACUGUAUCUUGACCCCAUUCUUCAUUAAUUUGGAGUUUCCAAAAGUCUUUCAGUUUCAUUGGUUUUAAAGGAUGAGAGCUAGCAUUUCCACCAGAAAUGUAGAAUGUUUCAGUCUCCCAAUUAACUGCCAAAGCAUGACCAAACCUGUCGUAAAUUAGCCCCUUCCUGAAAUUUGAAAAAAAUAGAUCUUACCUUGCACAAGGAUGCGGAUUACCGAUUUUCUCAUUUAUAUCUAUAACCUUUUUCCACUGCUUCUGUUCGAUAUAAUAAGCCCAUAUACUUGGCUGCAGGAUUUUAUGAUACUCUCGUUGUUCAUAUCCAUAGAAGGCGAAAAUCCUCUUUUUUUUUUCAUCAAGUGAACUCCGUUGACAAAACGCCGGAUAUGGACAAUCUUUGCCACAUUGGGACCAAUCAUGGCUUUGCGCUUCCCAACUGGAAGUGUCAAUAAUAUGCAUGUCUGCAAGGAAUUCCUGGUCAUGGGUUUGCCCGCCAAAGACAUAAAUAAGAUCUUCAUCUGCUGCGUAUUCCAUACAAUGGCCCAUUCUUUCGGUAAGCAAAUUCAUGUUGGCAUUCAAAGAUUUAAAAGCAAUCAACUUUCUUUCCCAAAUGCCAUAAUCUACAUAAUAUAAAUAAAAGGUCUCAAAGACCAAGUCCCCUGGAUCCCAUUUGCAUCCUCCACAGACAUAUAGUAUAUUCUCCUUUUCGUUCAAGGUCAUAGCCUGGUCAAAGAUAGCCAUUGGACCUUGCUCUAUAGAUGUGUCUUUAGACAAGCAAGUCCAGUAUCCUUUUUUGAUAUUGUAUUUCCAAAAAUCUGGUUUGACAUCUGGGCUUACAAGACUUCCUCCUGCGGUGCCGAAAUAAUUACCAAGUAAAUAAAUACAUUGCCGCGAAGAAUCUAAUACCAUUCGAUGACAUACACGUUUUCCUGGAGGUCUUAAUCUGUUAGAAAUAUAAAGGUGACUAAAAUCAUACUGAUUAGGUCCCAGGAGGCUCCAACUUUGAGUUUCGACGGAGAAUUUCCAAAGGUCAGAAAACGUCUCAAUUCCGUCCCAUCCACCGUAAUGGUAAAUACUAUUGUCCUAAUUUGUUUAGCUUUGUGAUAUUGGACUAUAAAUGGAAGCUUACUUGAGGAUUAUAAACCAUCUGGUGUCCACUUCGAGGACCGAUUCCACGACUAAGUAAAGAGAUUUCCUUAGUGAGUAUUUUUGGCUGGGCUUCCUUCUUCCAUCUUUGACUUAAUUCUUUCCAAACCUUCUCUUCAAAUAAGCGAAUGGCAUCACACAAAUCGCCUGACUCGCAGAUUGCACUGUAAAGCAGAUUUAAUGGCGAAAGCAUAUAAGGUAUUUGGUAGUGGUGAGCGAUAGCUGAACAUACCUGACUAUUUCCUUUGUACAAGAAAUAAGAAAGCAAAUAUUUUAUCGCUUUUGUUUCUAGUUCCUUGACUCGUUGUUUUUCAGUGGCCGACAAACAAUGAGGAGCAUUAUAUCCAUGCAGUUCAACAUACCAUAUACUAAGGUUAAAUUCAGGGGCAUGUGCCUGUAGAGGAACGAUUUUAAUAUAUUUGCAAGCAAAUGGAAAAACAUUUGAGUUCUCUUUUUGUGACUGAAGAGUGAAAGCUUCUGUGUUUGAGUCAUUGGUAAGACCGGCUUUAAGAAGUAGUAAAAGAUGCCACUGAUCUCUGCCGCCAUAGACUGCAAAUCUAACUUGUUAAAAACAAACUCCAAAUAUCGAUUGUUUAGGCUUUACAUACUCUUUCAAAUUACAAAGAUGCGGUGCACAAUAUUUUCCGAACAAAAUGUCUGUGACCACGCAGGGUUCUUUUAAUUUUAAUAAGAUAAACUGCGUAUCUAGUUUUGAGAAGAAUUUGGAGUUUGCGCAACUCCAACGGCUUUCGACUUUUCGAGGUUCAUGUUUGGCAAUAUUGUACGGAUGAUAUUUCCCAGAAUAACUUGACCAGUCAUGAAUAGUAUAAGGAAGAAUUUUCUUUUCCAUUAACUCAAAUACUAAAUUCCAGCCUGUUUGGAAGACUUACCUAACAAGUGGUUUUGUGUAAGUUCUGCUACGAAUGUAAACAAACAUGGGAAAGUGCAUUUACGAAAUAAAACCGAGAAAAUCACACGAAAACGAAGUGAAUACUUUUGGAAUAGGGUUUCAUUUCUAAAGGAAGAAGGUCUACUAAUUUAAACGACACAUUUUUGAUUCUUUUCAGUUUGUUUACACGUUAAGUAAACAAAGCCGAAACAGGAUGAGAGGACCAUUCACAGACGAAUAAAAAGAUUAAUCUGACCCCUUUAAAAGAAUAAAAAGAGCAACAAAAAAAGCCUACAGCACCUCGGAUUCCCAUGUUGUCUCCAACCAUAGUACUAACGAGGCCCUCAGACGCUUAACUGCAGUGAUCGGACGGGAAUUGGUGUUUUCGCCUAGGUAUGGCCGUAGACAAUUAUACAUUUCACUAAAAACCUUUAUCUCUUGACGGGUGAUUACCGUGUAGACAGUCUUAUCAUUGCUUUCAAUAUAAGUAUUAUGCUCAAUUCUGCGAUCAGUGCGAACGUUACAACACUUUCAAUCCAUGUUUUUUUCUGAAAGCCCAAAGUUAUGUCUGCACAUAAAGUGCAGUCUACUUCUUGAAUCGGUUAGAAAAUUUUUUAUACGAACAACAACCAAGCCACGUAGAAAAUUUACGCGUCAUAGAGGACCUGUUGAUGCCAACUCUCAUUCUGUUUUCUAGGAAGGGUUGUGAUGUUGGUUAUUGAAGUUGGUCUUUUGUCUAGUAAACAAUACUUAUUGAAUGAAUAGCAAGGUACAUUCAGACUUGCGGACUCAGUAAUGAGUAUGUUUACUUUUUCUUGUUUGUUUCAAAGUAAUCGAAGUCAAGCUUAAUGCAUCUCUUCUUCUGCUUUUUUAUUGGGUUUGUAUUUAGCUUUGUUUGUAAAUAGGAAUGGAUUGUUUACAUUUUGUUACCCCAGCAACACCAGCUCCUUAAAGUAAAAGGACGCACACGUCUUUAUUUAUAAACAUAACAAUCAUUCCUCCUAAAGAUUUUUACUGCCAUUAUUAGGCGCCGCUAUACCGUUAAGCUUUACAUUUCUAAAAAAUUUCACAGUGUUUUAGUUAACGGUAUUUUCUAAUUAACAACAAUUCACAGCUUAACGACGAGAGUUUCAUAAGUGUAACUUAAUUUAGGCGUCCCUCUUUUGAUAUUGUUUUGUGCAAUCGGUUUCAUUCCAUUCCUUUCUUUUCGUAACGUUGCAUAUCUUACAAUUAAACAAGUCUUCUUUGUAAACAUUGGAUUCAGUUUUCGUUUAUCAAGAUUUCCUUCAAAAAGGUAAACCUUACAGAAAAGAUAUAUCUUGGCUGUCUUCUAUUUUGAUUUCUGGUAGAAAGUAUGGGGCUUAAACUACUUAAAUUUGUGUUUAUGGGAUCGGCCGUCUUGUGUACCUUAGUAGGCGGUCUUUUAUCCAUUCUCUGUAUUAUCAACCAAACACAACAUAACGUUGCUUUUCAAAAUAUAUACUUCGUUCAGCUCAACACCACCUCGAUGUUUUCUGUUAACAAUGCUACCGAGCUUACAAAAUCGAUAGGAGAUCAAAUUCAAGGUGAUCUGGCAACUCAAUUGUCUUCUGAACUUCAAAAUGAUAACGAGCAGAUUCAAGCUAUAAUCACGGAGCUGGAAAAGCAAAUGAAACAAAUUUCAGGCAUUCCCGAUUGGUAUUCUAUUGGUCUCUGGAAUUACUGUAAAGGCAACGCAACAGACUACACAAAUCCUACUUGGUGUAGUAAGCCUUCGCCAAAAUACUACUUUAAUCCUAUCAACAUGCUCGAAAACGAUCUUUCGAAUGCUGCGAAAACCCAGAUCAAUCUCCGUUUAUCUGACGAAGCCGAAUACGGUCUGAAAAUUUCCAAAGGGAUUUGUUAUGCUCUGCGAGCUAUGUAUAUCUUAGGUUUUAUGUUUUUCAUUUUCACACUUGCUUCAGUAUUAAUCUCUUGGUGCCCUUUUUUUGGUCCUCUUUUAGUCUCUGUAAGCUGCUUCUUCGCUGCAGCCUUUACAUUUGUAGCUGCAGUAAUGGCCAUUGCUUUUUAUCGGGUUGCUAGUUCUAAACUCGAGGAGAAUCUAACUAUGUUGAACAUUCCAAUUAUCUUAGGGAAAAAAAUUUACGCAUAUUCGUUUAUUUCCGCAGCUGCUGGUUUGGCAGCUCUAGUUUUGUUCUUUCUUGCCAAUUUAAGUACUUAUUCCCCUGUUUAAUUCUACUUAUUUAUUAGGUUCAUCCAUUUUUUAUUAUAUGGUUCCUUCACUCAAAAACCACUUUCUGUUACUUUCGUACAAUGAUACAAUCGUGUAUCUAUUCCAGCUUAUUUCGCUCUUUCGCUAUUUUUCUUCAUAUUGCUUAAUUUUCAUAGAUUAUAAUAAAUUAUUCAGCACAAAUUCCUAUCAAGUAGUCUAUAG